Daphnia magna is the source of this 4542-nucleotide messenger RNA. RefSeq lists its product as uncharacterized. Bases 1867 to 4542 code for a protein of 891 amino acids. NCBI's taxonomy places the organism in Eukaryota, Metazoa, Arthropoda, Branchiopoda, Diplostraca, Daphniidae. The record is from RefSeq and is a predicted model, not a curated record. The transcript is spliced from 8 exons.
CCACCCUGUUCCUUACAAAUGAAAUGUCUUACUACCCAAAUCAGCAAUUAGCUUCUAACUUGCUAACCAUAAGCAUUGUCCAGCAAUUCCUCAAAGUCCCUGGUAGCCACACUCAUAUAGCGUCAGGAGAUGCUGUAAGUCGUAACCGAGAUCGAAUAGGAACUUGAGAGAUUAUGAAAUGACAAUUAAAUGAUCAGUAUAGAGUGGUUCGAGGUUGCCAUCUUGGAUAGUUAUUUCUCCCAGUUUGGUGCAACCUCAAACAAAAAAGCAUUGGCAAUUUUAGAUAAAUAGUGCCAGCCAACUGUCAGUUUACAGAUUGACAUAAGUAAUUUCAUUAUUAAUAAUGACAAGCGUUGUAAAUUUUACACUGGCAUCGACUCCUAUGGAAAAUUAAUUGCCUUAUUUGACUUAAUCGAACAAUCUGCUCCGAAACCACAUCCACUAGAAGUCCUAACGCAUUUGGAAAUAAAAUACUGUGGAAAGUGGCAACUACAAUUUUUUCUUUGGCUUAGUUAAGCAUAUUUAAUGUUUUAUCUAGGAAAUUUAUUGCUGCCCUCACAAACCCUACAAGUGCAUUAUUUGGAUAAGAUGUUAAUGUAUUGGCAUUUGGCACGAAGGCGUGCCAUACCUGAUUGGCUGAGCUGCCUUAGCGUAGUAAUUAUGAAUUUUGAAAACAUAAAUUAUGAAUAAAAUACUGAUAAAAGCUGUAUUAGAGAGCACCUAUGAGGGAAGAGAGUAGCCAUAUUUGAACCGAUGAGGGAACCCCAGUCUCCACCUUGGACGACCUAAACCAGGUUUUCGAGCUGGGUCAGAGAACCUAUAGCCAGGCAAAGAGGGAACUACAAGUUCAAACACAAAAUCAUAUCCUUCAGUUUCCCUAGUGAGCAAGGGAAUAAUUUUUGUGAACUCUAUGAAUGAGCCUGGCCAUCCAUGAAGAAGCAGCAACGGUAAAACUUUUUUGUUUUUCAUCAAUUCUUUACUGGGCUUAGCAUGAAUGAAAUGGAUUCCUAAUUAACAGAAUAGUUAAAAUAGUUAAACAAAUCAGAAAUUCACUGAGAAUAUGAGCAACAACCGAGUCCACCAAUAUCCAAUACCUGCAUUAUUGUAACUAACUUGGCAUUGUAAACUACACCCAUUACAAAAAUUUUUCACUUUCAUUAGUUUCCCACCAAAAAUACUAAAAUUGCCAAUGCUUUUUUGUUUGAGGUUGCACCAAACUGGGAGAAAUAACUAUCCAAGAUGGCAACCUCGAACCACUCUAUAGUCUCUUCAAAGUCGGGAAUAUGUCUGUACUACUGACAAAAACCGGAAUUUAACACACAAAUUACAUAUUUUAUCUUAGAUUUUGUUUUAUUCCGACGGUUUACGAAGUUACUAUAUGAUGUUGUCAGUGGGACAAUUUUCCAACUGUUACCCUCUUGGAUGAUUGACGGAUAUCAUCAAGGAUAUGGCUUGCAAUUGUGUAUGUCCGUUAUAGAAAGCAUGUCAGCAUCCGCAAUUCACUCCGAUUCGUCUGUUCAACGUUAUGAGUCCGCGUUUCGUAGCGAUGAUGGUUAUUACCCAGGACAACUUUUCGAGUUCCUAUAAAAAAUGCAAUAUUUCGAGGAAUUCAGUUAUGAUAACCCGACUUCCAUUUAACACAAGUACUGUUUGCAGCCUGUUCCCCAUUUGUGAUUUUAUUUUGAUCGUAACUCUGCAAUGGCAUGCAAUAGCAAUGUGCUUUAAUAUAUCAUUUUGAAGAAUUGCAAUUAGUUUAUCGCUCUUCGACGAAAAACAUAAUUUACCGGGAAGCGGGAAUCAACCACCAUUAACAAGUUCAUCUCUUCCCUCAGCUGAUCUCAUCGUCUGCAAUGAGCGCGAGCCUGCAUGUGGUUAUGCACGACCCAAUGCUACUCAUAUAAAUUUCCAUUAACAUUGAUUUAUGUGCAGCCAACGAUGAGUGUCGACAGGGAAAGGCUUUUUAAUGCCCUACAAUUACAAAGACAAAAUGUAUGUGUAAAUUUUGCUUGGGGUCUUCAACUUUGCUUUCCAAUGCCAUCGCUCUCGAUUAAAUCAUUCUACGUCAAUGAACUCGGUGUCGAUGUGUUAGUUCCAGUUUCCAAUCGGGAUCUGGGAACUCUGAAAAGAAUCUCAGAACAUGCAGCGAAAACACAGCCUGGCUUAGACAUUGUGGAUCCCUCUUCUGGAUGUAGCUUACAUAUUAAUGAAACUAAAAUCAAGUGUGCAUCAGGGAGCUUUGUGUAUACAGCAGUUCCUCAUCUGAUUACACUUGUUACACACAAUUUGUUUGGGUUCAAGAUUGAAAUGCCUAGUAAAGUGAUGAAUAUCCAUCUAUGCAAAUUGGUAGUUGUUGAAUGUGGGCAGCACAUCAAAUUCCACUCUGAAUCCGAGAAAAAACCAGGGACAUUUGCCAUAAUAGUCUUGACAAUCCCAGUUGAGGGUGGCUAUUCAGGAGGGAAAAUAAAUGUAGAAUGUGAUGGUCAAAAGCACAGCUUCCAGUUUGAACAAGGCAGUGAUCACCAGUUCUCAUUGGUUGCGUUUUUUGAAAAUUGUUACCACGAAGUAGAACCUAUUUCCGACGGCUGGAUGUUGGCGAUGGUAUUUCAUCUCGUCUGGCCAGAGGCUGUUGAAACAGGCAUUUCUCCUCUUGAAUUCCCUGUCUUUAUAAAAGCUUUUAGCGAAAUCAGUGAAGAACUCAUGCCAUGGUCUUUUAUCCCAGCAUUUCCGGGAAAAGGGUGCACAUGGCCAGCAAGAAAGCGUGAUGCUGGGAAUGCCAGUGAAAUGAAUGGUAGUUUCGUAUCCAUAAAUCAACUUGAAAAUACCGACACCUCUGCUCCUUCUGGGAAGUCCGAUUUUUAUGAAUCAGAACACAUUGACGACGCCAAAAUAGCUGGGAACCAAACUGAUGAAGAUAGAGUGCGGUGUACUACUGCAAUGCUUCUGAAGAAUUUAGUAUACGAGGAGCGUGUCCUGUUCUUUCCCCUGCAAGGAAAAUAUGACAACACUAAGCUAUCCUUUACACAACUAGAGGGCCGUGAUCGUCUAAUAGCUCACAUUUUCCAGUCAAUUGGGUUCUUAGACGUACAUCUCACGGUUAUUUCUCAAUUGACUGACAACAAGCGGGAUCACUGUGUUGAUUGGAAAAGAAAUUUCGAUUGGAACGAACGGAUUUUUCAAGUCGUUAAAUGGAUUGAAUCGAAAGAAAAUUGGCCACUUUCACAACAACUUACGCUGGAUGGGCAGACGCAGCUUGUUGGUACAAUUGAUCGCAUCGCAUGGUUAGAAAAUGGAACGAACAUUGAAGCCAAAAAUAUGAUGACUUACUAUCAUAACGCCCUCGUCAUUCAACCCCGAAGUCAGUCAAUUCGUCAUGCUUGCCGAUACCAGCUAGGUAUCGACUCCGUUAUCAAUUACAUGGAACAAAAAAUACUACGAAUACUGGAAACGACGACUGAUGUUCCUUCCUCUGUCCAACAAGAGCUUGUCUCGACUCUCAAACAAGUGAUAGCUUUCUCCAUGGCAGAACCACGUGUAGUAUGGGCGGAUCCUUGUCCAGCAGCAAAUCAACGGAGUUGGCGUCUUGAUCUCUUGGAAUCGAUGGCUACUUAUGUGGUUAAUCCAAUCGAAACGAUAUCCCCUACCAGUGGCAUUCCUAACGUAUUUGUCGAAGGGAUUCGUGACAUAAGAGUCGCCAAAGCAGUUGCCGACUUUGAAUCCAGGAUUAGCGAUUGGAAUACCUGUGGCGAUUUGAUAAUGAAAUUUGUCACCCCGCUUCAUAUCUUCCGACGACUUGCUUGUUUUUGCAGCCUUGCCUGGUAUUUGUUCGAAAAUGACUGCAUCGAAGGGGCCCAAAUGGUAGCUGAUCGCAUUUCCUUUAUUCUAACCAAACUUCUUUCGCCUGAGCAGACCAACGUUUUAGACGACCAUCAAAUCAGUUCCUUCCUUUAUUUAAUCGUAACCAUGGAAACGAACGCUUUAACGACUAGUCAGGAGAGAACUGAAUCAGUGGUCACUCUAUUCGGCCGAUUGGAUGUCUAUCGCCAAUGCUUGUUGAUUAUCGAUUUACAAGCAAAUUACUAUGACGUAAUCAACAAUAUCCCUUCGUGUCGAGGUCUCUUCCGGCAGCUUUGUGAAUUUGUAGCUUCCAGUGAUCUUCAUUCGUCGAGUUCUCUGCUGGAGUUAAUCGUUCCCCUAUUCAAGGUCUACGUUAGUUUUAAUGACAGUGAAUUGCUCCAGAUGCUGAUUGAAAAAUUGUGCCUCGUCGAUGAUUCUAAGGACAUUAUCCAUACCAAUUGUCUUCUGGAUUCGAUCUUGUUAUCACCAGACAUUGGUAAAGUUUUCGCCUUUUCUACACUGGGAAAAUCAGCAGUCAAUGAUUUGCUGAAUACCCGAAUCGAUCAACUUUUGGAAACUGGGUUUUUACCCGAAAGCUCUUUAGGCACGGAAAUGGACGCGAAGUGCCGGAGGCCGGACGGUACGAGAAAGUCUUCCGCCAUAACGCCGCCUUUCAAGCAAGCUUGGCUUCGUAUAUUCACUUGGUGA